Messenger RNA from Lates calcarifer (barramundi perch), 11972 nucleotides. RefSeq names its product nucleosome-remodeling factor subunit BPTF. The record is from RefSeq and is a predicted model, not a curated record. NCBI's taxonomy places the organism in Eukaryota, Metazoa, Chordata, Actinopteri, Centropomidae. Gene Ontology annotation, molecular function: RNA polymerase II cis-regulatory region sequence-specific DNA binding; zinc ion binding. Gene Ontology annotation, biological process: regulation of transcription by RNA polymerase II. Gene Ontology annotation, cellular component: NURF complex.
GAUAGCAGCAGACAGAUAGAGAUUUCCUUGUGUUUAACCGGCUAACUAGCUACUUGUGCUGUGUUUUUUCUACUGCUGAAGAAGCUAGGCUUAGGUAGGAUUAAGGAAAGGAAAGCAAAUGAAUGCAGCGGAAAACCUCAAAAAUUUAUAUCAAUUCUAACGUAUCUAAAGACAGCACGUCAAGCCCAAAGGGAAGGCACUGUACUUCCAGUACCACCACUCUAUCUGCGUGUAACUUGACGCAGCUCUGGGGCCUGCUGUGUUUUCAACGGAGGGAGAGCCGAGAAGAAAAAUGGCGUCUGCAGGCGACCCAGAGCGGGACACCGGCCAUUCAGUUUGAGCUUUCCGCCCUGAAAUUGAGACCGGGGCUUGGCGGGGACUUAUCGGAAACCGUCGCCAGAUCCACAAUUUUUUUUCUACCCCGUUUUUCUCCGGUGUGCGUGGCUCAUUCAAGCACCGAGAUUGAAGCGGAACAGAAGAGACUCUCUCCUACAAUGAGGGGGAGAAGAGGAAGGCCGCCCAAACAAGCAGCCGUGAUGCGGGAAGGUUCACCCGGGCCAGUCCGCGGCUCGCGGGGCGGCAGGAAUAGAGGGAUGCGUGGACGGGGAAGAGGCAGAGGACGGGGUCGGGGACGGGGAGGAAGUGGCGGCGUUUGCGGCACUGGCUCAGCCGAGGUGGAUACAGAAAUCUCCGGCCGAGAGAACUUUCAUUCGUCCCGGGGCCGCAGGAAAGUUGGAGCCUCCAUCACGGCGGCGGCCGCGGCAUCGCGGGGCAGAGGAGGCAGAGGGAGAGGCAGGGGGUCGAGAGGCGGCCGCGGCAGCAGAGGCGGGGUGAGGCGGCCUCAAACCAAGGUGGUCUACGACGACAACAGCGACGAGGAGGAUGAUAAUUUAAGCUACAGGUCAGACGAAGAUGAACUCCUGAACGACAACCCCUCGUCGGAUCUUGAAGAAGAGGAGGCCUUGGGAAACGACUCUGACUAUCUGGAGGAACUACCGUAUGAUGAUGAUGCCAGCUACUGUACCGAGAGUAGUUUUAGGAGCCACAGCACGCUCGGUAGCACCCCAGGCCGGAGAAGGAGUCGGGCUAUGCGACCGCGGUCUCCCAUCCUUGAGGCAAAGGACAUUCCUCCAUUGGAGCUUCCCAAGUCCUCCGAGGACCUCUUGGUUCCUACCUCACAACUCCUCAAUAUUUCUGCCGUCUACGAGGUCCUCCGCAACUUUGGCUCAGUGCUGCGGCUCUCUCCGUUCCGCUUUGAGGAUUUCUGUGCAGCUUUGGCCAGCCAGGAGCAGUGCACGCUGCUGGCAGAGACCCACAUCUCCCUGCUCAAAGCUAUUCUCAGAGAAGAGGACACUUCCAACACCACAUUUGGUCCUGCUGACGUGAAGGACUCCGUUAACUCCACUCUGUAUUUUGUGGAUGGUAUGACUUGGCCAGAGGUGGUGCGGGCGUACUGUGAGAGUGACCCGGAGUACCGGCAUAUUCUGCCCUUCCAGGAGGGUGAGGAUUAUCCGUAUGAACCAUUGGAAAGCAAAAUUAAAGUUCUUCAGUUUUUGGUGGACCAGUUCUUGGCGACAAAUAUUGCCCGGGAGGAGCUUAUGUCAGAAGGGGUGGUUGCCUAUGAUGACCACUGCAGGGUGUGUCAUCGUCUUGGUGACCUGCUGUGCUGCGAGACAUGUUCAGCCGUUUACCAUCUGGAGUGUGUGAAGCCGCCGCUGCAGGAAGUGCCGGAGGACGAGUGGCAGUGCGAAGUGUGUGUAGCACACAAGGUACCUGGUGUUGCGGACUGCAUCCCUGAAGUUCAGAAGAGCAGGCCGUUCAUUCGUCAACUGCCAGUCGGCUAUGACCGACACCACCGCAAAUACUGGUUCCUGAACCGCCGCGUUGUUGUUGAAGAGGAUGGUGAGCAGGAGGACAAAGCCAUCUGGUACUACAGCACCAAGGUCCAGCUGGCUGAGCUGAUAGAUUGCUUGGAUAAGGAGUACUGGGAGGCCGACCUGUAUGCAGCCCUCGAGGAGAUAAGGGACGAGGUGCACACGCAUAUGGACAUCACCGAAGACCUAACAAACAAGGCCCGUGGCAGCAACAAGUGUUUUCUUACUGCCGCCAAUGAGGAGAUCCUGGAGCGGUUGCGGGCUAAGAAGGAAGAGGAGCUGGAGGAGGUGAAAAGACGGGCUGCUGAGGAGGCCCAGAAAGCGCGGUUGGAGAAAGAGAAGAAGGACAUAGAUGUGGAGAAGGAGGACGGAGAGGUCAAGCUGAAAGACGAGGGACAACAGGAGGGCAGGGGCAAAGAUAUGACAAAGGAGGAGGAGGAGACAAACGAAGAUGCUGUGGAGGAGAAAAAGGAUGGGGUCAAAACUGGAGUCGCUGAAGCUCCACCCGCUGGCCAAGAAGGCAGUAGUGGCAGCAACAUCUCAGAUGGACCGAUACCUCCAGCAACCUCUGUUCCAACACAAACCACCAUCUUGAGCUCUAGCAUGGCCACUGAGGCUCCAAAGCCCCUCACUGCCUCCACCAUAGAGGCUCGGACAGAGGGGUGUUCCCAUAUGGAGGCCUCUAACAACACAGAAGCAGAAAACCCAUCAUUAGAUUCUGUCAGUGGAGAUGGAAUCCCGAGCCUGAGCCAGCCCCCCCAGCCCAGCGAAGAGAACAGUAACAGCAGUGUGGGAGCUGGGGUCCCUCCAAGGGGCCCUGAACCCCCAGACCUGGCUGACAAGUCCUCCCAGUCAUCCCUGGCGAGCCUCGAUGACACAGGGGACAGUAAAGAUUCGGCCAACGGUGAGACGACAGGUCUCAGCAGUAAGAAGUCUUCAGCAACUCGCAUGGUGACCAGGCUGAGGAACCCAGAAAGCAAGUUGAGCCAGAUGAAGAACCAACAGGUGGCUGCUGCUGUUCAUGAAGCCAACAAGGGCUUUAAAGAGGGCAAAGAGGUACUUGUAGUAAAUGCACAAGGUGACGUCACCCGUGUCAGCACGCGCAGCAGCAAGGAGGUGGUGAUGAAGGGGACCCUCAGCCAAUACUUCAAGCUUGGCCAGGAGGGCAAGUACCGCGUCUAUCAUAACCAGUACAGCUCCAAUGCCCUAGCCCUCAACAAGCACCAGCACAGAGAGGACCAUGACAAGAGGCGGCAUCUCUCACACAAGUUCUGCAUGACACCUGCAGGAGAAUUUAAGUGGAAUGGGUCUAUUCAUAGCUCUAAGCUUCUGACCAUCUCUACACUGAGACUCACCAUCAUCCAGCUGGAGAACAACGUUCCAGCACCAUUCAUGCACCCUAACUGGGCUUCACACAGGACCAAUUGGAUCAAAGCAGUUCAGAUGUGCAGUAAGGCCAGAGAGUUUGCACUGGCUCUGGCCAUCCUGGAGUGUGCCAUUAAACCUGUGGCUAUGCUGCCUGUCUGGAAGGACUCACUGGGCCAUACCAGGUUAAAUCGCAUGACAUCCAUGGAGCGUGAGGAGAAGGAGAAAGUGAAAAAGAGGGAGAAGAAGCUGGAGGAUGAAGAGACGAUGCAGCAGGCCACUUGGGUCAAGUACACCUUCCCAAUUAAACACCAGGUGUGGAAGCAGAAAGGAGAAGAGUAUCGUGUUACGGGCUACGGGGGCUGGAGUUGGAUCAGUAAGACUUAUGUGCAGCGGUUUGUCCCGAGGCUUCCCGGCAACACCAAUGCCAACUACCGCAAAGAACUGGAAGAUGCUAAACUUGGCAAGAAGUGUACCCUGCUGGACUUGAGUCGACGGCCCAGUGUAGCUGCACCAGAAGCUCAGGGAGCUGCUGCUUUAAGCAGUGAAGCAAAAGAUCAAGGAUUAUGUAGCCCCUCCAAAUCAGCAACAGAUCAUCUUCUGUCUGAUGAAGGUUUUGCAUCUAAUGAGAAGAUGGAAGAAGAAAAGACGGAAGAGGCAGAUGAAAAAGAAAUAGACAAAGGAAUUAUCGUUGAUGAAUCACCUGCAAAAAUGGAGGUGGACCCCACAGAAUCACCAUCAGAUGAAGAGCAAAGGUCCAGUAUUCAGGAUGAUAAGGCUUCCAUGAAGGAGGAGCCGACAGAAGACCCUCAGCGACCAUUUAACUACGAUGUAGUGGAUGUCAGCAAGGGCUUCCUCACCCGUGUUGCCUACAAGAAGAAGGUCAAGUCCUCCAAGCUGGACAGCCUGCUGGAGCGCCGAGUGAAGCAGCACAUUAUUGAAGAGAAGCAGCGGCAGCAAGCGUCUGCCUCCAAACCCCGAACUCCAGCACCAGUUUCACCCACCUCAACCCCUGCUCUGAGCACUCCAGUCCGGCCACGGUCACCACUCAAGCCCCAUACUCUCGCUCACACACAGCUUGCGCUGGGCAGCGCUGUGAAAGUGGAGGAGAAAUCUUCCACGACACAAACUCCAGGGACAGGAGACGUUGGAGGAGGAGAAGUUGAAGGGGAGAGUCAGGCUGAACUCUCUAAAACUACAGAGGAUGUCUUCACUCCUCCUCUUCCUUCUCCUGUUCUGGACUCCACAUCCAAAGACAGUUGCAGUACAGGUACAGGUGGAGAUUUAGCUUCACCACAAAACCAAACCACCUCCCUGCCCCAGGAACUGGAGGCAGACUUAGUGGAAAGGACUACGGGGCCAAAAGAAACCAGUUCAGACAUUUCAGGGCAAGAGGGUGUCAAACAGCCUGAUGUAGAGAAAAUAACAGCAGUGGGAACUCAUAGCUCUUUAGAGCAACAAACAGCCAGUGUACCAUCAGAUGCUACCAAGGCUGCACAUACUGAAAAUACAGGGUGCGAGGUACCCAACUUGAAAUCGGACCCUGUAAGGACCUCUACAAGUAUUCUUGACCAAAAAAGCGGUCAAACCACAUCUCCCUCUAAAACUGUUCAGCAAAACCCAGAAACUUUAAGCUCAGCGCAUUCGGGCACUGAGGAAAAUGGCAUGGGCCCAGAGGGAAACCAAGAAAAUAUGCAAGAAAUUGGACAACACAGAACCGGAAGCAUUUGCACUCCCGAGCCAGUUUCUCCUCUCCCUCAGGUAAACGGUAAUGAUGGCUUGGGGAGCGAAAGCAUGUUGAGUAACUCGGUUAUGAGCUCUAAUAAUGGUGUGCUCGCCGACAGUCCCCAGCCCAAGGUGAACAGCACUGGUAAAAUCGAAGAGCAGGGACUAGCUGUCUCGCUGAAGGACAGCACGCAGCAGAAGCCUUUGGUCAAUGGAGAUGUGGCCCCUGUAAAUGAUAGUACAGAACCAAGCCUAGCUUCUAAGGUAGAGGGUAAGACAAUGGUAUCGGACCAGGACUACAAACCUCCACUGAAGAUAACAAGGCUGGAAAACAACAUAGAUGCACUUGGAGGUAAUACUCAGAGCACUCUACAGCACAACAGCACAUCACCGUUUCAGUCUGUGGAGACCAAACCCAGUCCUGUGGUAAAGAUCAUCAGAAUGGCACCCUCUCCUAUACCUUCAGCAGAGGAGUCCAGUCUGAGUGACGACUUCGCAGAGGAGAAUAGUAACAGUGGCACGACAGAGCCACUCAAGACUGUCAUCACCCAGGUAACCACAACCUCCACCACCACCACCACAACAGUAGUUUCCACAGAGACGAGGGUAGCCAACGCACCAUUGAAUACAUCUGGAGAAAUGGUGUCAACAACUGAAAGCAGUGCAGUGUCCACCCUUACGACCAUGACCAAAACAACUGUGACCAAAAUCUGUUCGUCUGGGCUUGAUGGUCAGUCAGAAGACAGCCAGGGUGAAACGGUGACACAAGAACAGAGGACAAUGCUCUUGGCCUCUGUCAGUAAGUCAACAACUGACAGCAGCGGUAAAACCUCGGUAACAUCUGUUGCCGUGAGUCACGAGGACUCUUCAUCAACACGGGGUCGCGUCCGCCUCCUCAAAUUCUCCCGCACAAAGAAGACACGCUCGGACACGGCUCUUCCCUCUUACCGCAAGUUUGUCACCAAGAGCAACCGCAAGAGUAUUUUUGUACUGCCACAUGACGACUUGAAGGUGCUGGCGAGGCGAGGCGGAUUCCGUGAGGUGCCCGUGUUUAGCUACAAUGCUAAGCCAGCCCUGGAUAUCUGGCCAUACCCGUCACCCAGGCCCACGUUUGGCAUCACCUGGAGAUAUCGCCUGCAGACUGUGAAGUCUCUGGCCGGUGUGAGUCUGAUGCUGAGGCUGCUGUGGGCCUGUCUGAGAUGGGACGACAUGGCUGUGAAACCGUCCGCUGCUGUCGGCACCACACGUACAGAGACAUCGGAUACUGAAAUCACCACCACAGAGAUCAUCAAGCGCCGUGACGUGGGACCUUACGGCAUUCGCUCAGAGUACUGCAUCCGCAAAAUCAUCUGCCCCCUUGGAGUGCCUGAGACUCCAAAAGAAACCCACACCCCUCAGAGGAAGGGGUUGCGCUCCAGUGCCUUGCGUCCCAAGAAGCCAGAGCCUGCCAAGCAGACAGGCCCGGUGGUGAUCGAGACAUGGGUCGCUGAGGAGGAGCUGGACCUCUGGGAGAUCAGAGCCUUCUCAGAAAGGGUGGAGAAAGAGAAAGCUCAGGCAGCAGAACAGGCCAAGAAACGACUGGACCAGAAACCAGGUGCAGCCACAGCUACUCCAACAGGGACUCCGGCAACAUCUGCUGUCACACCCAAAGUCAUUGUCGGUUCGUUGUCAGGCCAGGGCACCCCGAACACCAAGGUGGUGCUAUCCACCAAGAUGGGCACCCCUGUCACAUUCCAACAGAACAAGAACUUCCAGCAGUCAUUUGCCACCUGGGUCAAGCAGGGUCAAAGCACACAAGGAGCAAGCACGGAGACCACAGUGGCCACGUCUGGUGGGCACACCUUCCAGAUUACAGGAACCUCAGUGGGUGGAAAGGUAGUGACCACCAAACUGCCGCUGCCCGCCAACAGCAAGAUCGUCACAGUCAACGUGCCAACUUCACAAGGAGGUGUGGUUCAGCAGAAAGUGUUGGGUAUCAUCCCAUCCAGCACAGCGGGUGGCGCCCAGACCUACACCACAUUCCAGCCCCGCACGACCACGCUCAACAUCAGGCCCAACACCCCAGGCUCCCAGCAACAGGUUCUGUCAGCUGGUGGUCAGAUCCGUCCAGGAAUGACAGUGAUCCGAACACCGAUCCAGCAGACGGGACCCAUGGGAAAGACAAUACUCCGAACACCCCUCGUGGUCCAGCAAGGUCAGGGUGGCCAGCAAGUAGUGACGCAGAUCAUUCGAGGUCAGGCUGUUUCCACGGCAAUAUCUGGUGCCAGCCCUGUUGCUACGGUCACUGGCCAGGGGGCGGCCAGCCCCACCGCAGCAGGACAGGCAACGGGCCAAACACCGCCCGGCACCCCACGGGCACAGGGGCAAGGCCAGGUUAAACUCACCCUGGCACAGCUCACCCAGCUCACACAGAAGCAGCAGGCUGGGUCAGGUGUGGAUCGGCAGGCAGGUGUCAGUGGUGCCCAACAGGCUCUGACGGUGAUGGUUCAGGGCCAGGGCCAGACCACCGGCCAGCUGCAGGUCAUACCUCACGGGGUCACGGUCAUCCCAGGACCCGGGCAGCAGCUCAUGCAGGCGGCAUUGCCCAACGGCCAGGUGCAGCGCUUCCUCUUCACCCCCUUGGCCUCCGCUGCCACACCCACAUCAAGCACAGCCACCACAGUUCCCGGUCAGCCCAACUCCACCUCCACCAAAACCCCGGCCCAGCCUGCCCAGCAGGCAGCAGCCCCCGUCCAGGCAGGGGCGUCUCCACUGGCCACCACCAGCAGCCCUACUUCAGCCACCCCGCAGGGCCAGCUGCCCCCUCAGACGCAGGCCCACAUGCCCAUCCAGUCACCCACCUCGCUGCAGGUUAAAACACAGGGAGGAACUGCCCAGCUGCAGCUGCAACAGACGCCUCAGCUCAUCAGCAUGUCUGGGCUGCAGCAGCAGGUACAGGUGCUGGCUCAGCUGCAGGCCCAGCAGGGCGGAGGCUCACUGCCACAGCACAUCAAACUGCAGCUUCCUAUCCAGAUACAACAGACUGGGACCACCUCAGCUCAGGGAGGACAGAUUGGGAACGUUGUGACCAUCCAGGCAGCUUCUGUCCAGGAGCAGCUGCAGAGGAUUCAGCAGCUCAGAGAACAGCAGCAGCAGAAGAAGAGACAAGCGGCAGAGGCCAAGAGAGAGCAAGCCCUCAACGCAGCCAGCCAGAGCGACAUCAUUCAGAAACAGGUGGUGAUGAAGCAAAACGCUGUGAUCGAGCAUCUGAAGCAGAAGAAGACCAUGACGCCUGCAGAGAGAGAAGAGAACCAGAGGAUGAUCGUAUGCAACCAGGUGAUGAAGUACAUCCUGGACCGGAUAGACAAGGAUGAGAGGCAGGCGGCCAAGAGGAGGAAGAAGGAGGAGGUGGUGGAGGCGAAAAGGAGAUUGGCCAACGCCAGCAAGCUCUCCUCGCUCCUUUAUCGGCACAAAGAGAGCCUCAAGAUGGAGAUCCUGAAGAAGCGGGCGCUUCUCGACAAGGAACUGCAACUGGAGGCCCAGGAGGAGCUAAAGCGGGACCUGUUGCGGAUGCGGAGGGAGAAGGAGAGGGCUCAGGCUGCAGCUCAACAGGCAGCCCAGGCUGCAGCUGCCGCCGCCCACAACAAGCAGCAACACACUCUGGCACAUGCACAUGGCAUCGCCGCUCAGCACCACCUCACCACAACCGUCGCCUCUACACACAAGAGGAAACGGGAGGAGGAGAGGGAGACCGCAACGUCAGCUAAGUCCAAGAAGAAGAAGAUGAUCUCGACGACAAGUACCAAGGAGAGCAAGAAGGACACCAAGCUCUACUGCAUCUGCAAGACGCCUUAUGACGAGACCAAGUUUUACAUUGGCUGCGACCUUUGUACCAACUGGUACCAUGGUGACUGUGUAGGCAUCACAGAGAAGGAGGCCAAGAAAAUGGACGACUACAUCUGCGUGGAGUGUAAACGGGGACAGGAGGGCAGCACAGAAGAGUUAUACUGCAUCUGUCAGACACCAUACGAUGAGUCCCAGUUUUACAUCGGCUGCGAUCGGUGUCAAAACUGGUACCACGGUCGCUGUGUGGGCAUCCUGCAGAGCGAAGCCAACCACAUCGACGAGUACGUGUGCCCGCAAUGUCAGUCGACAGAGGACGCCAUGACGGUCUUCACUCCGCUCACUGACAAGGACUACGAGGGCCUGCGGAGAAUCCUGCGUUCUUUACAGGCACAUAAAAUGGCGUGGCCAUUCCUGGAGCCAGUGGAUACAAAUGACGCCCCGGACUACUACAGGGUCAUCAAGGAACCAAUGGACCUUUCCACCAUGGAGGAGAGGUUACAGAAGCGCGAGUACGUGAAGCUGACAGAGUUUGUAGCGGACAUGACCAAAAUCUUCGAUAACUGCCGCUACUACAACCCCAGUGACUCGCCCUUCUACCAGUGUGCCGAGGUUCUGGAGAACUUCUUUGUCCAGAAGCUCAAAGGCUUCAAAGCCAGCAGGUCUCAUAACAACAAACUACAAUCAGCAGCCUCUUAGCUCCCUCCUAAAAACCAAGUGUCAAAAAAGACAAGGCUUGUGGUUUCCUCUGAAUGAUUAAGCCCUGUGGUCCCAGUCAGGCUGCACCUGAACCUGAGCCCUCUCUAGAGGAGAGCGCACUCCCACCUAAAAAUCAGCUCAGAUGGGUGUCAAAAGAGCCCAACCUCUGGCACCUCCACUUCAGUGCUAAGGGGUAAGAAGCAAAUUCAAUGGCCCCUUUAUCAUCCAAAGCAUCAGUGGGACAUGAUGACAGAGAAGUCCCACCUUCAUACCAGGGGGCCGGGCGGCCGCGGACACUGUUCGGCAGCCUGUUUCAUCCCAACCAGCCACUCUUACCAUGAGAAGGGAAGAUCCAGAUGGGGAGGCAAGAUGGCGGAUAGGAUUGAUAAGUCAGCUGGUUGGACGUGCAGUGGCAAUCUGGUCCCCCAGCAGCAGCAGCAUACUCUUAAAGAGUUGUGUUCAUUCUGUAGCUGAUCACUAUUUUUGUGUAUCCUAUAUAGCAAAGUGUCAGCUUUGUUCUUCCCACCCAGAGGUCCAACUUUAAUUUCAUCCUGUCACAUUUUCAUCUUUCUAACAUCCCAUUGAAAGCUGCUUCAAAUGGAAAUGGCUGCAAGCGUGCACAGUCAAACAAAAAUGCUCUGUUCAUGCUUCACAUGAGGCUAAAUGCGCAGGAUCUGCAGGCGUAACAUCCAUAUACAGUAGCUUGGAGUUCAUUCUUCUCAUAUUUAACACCCGCAUGCCUGAAAGCAGCAUUUUAUUGGUGCUGUAGGAGUAUUCGUCAACCCCACCCCCCCACCCCCAACACCAGUCAGAUUUCAGGUCCAACUUUAUUCAGCCAGUCUUGGUCGAAUUUGCAGUGUCAUGUUUCACACUUAACUCCACUGGACCCAGCCCAUGCUAUUACUAUACCCUCAGGUGUGUAGGCCUGUUCGAAGCAUGAACCAGGCACAUAGAAUCUGAAUAUGUCUGUUAAUGGUACAUUUCAUUUACAUUCCCUAUCACGGUAGCCUGAUGCUAAGAUGCUCCACUUUAUCAUAAGCUAGUUUUUAAAAAAAAGUCUUUUUCUGUCAGGGUAACAUCACCGUCUAUGGGUGUAGACAGCACUUAGUCAAGUGAUUUAAGGAGUCCUCUUCUGUCUGAGGGCUGUGUUGCCUUCACCUUAAUUUCCAGAGGGAACCACCCAGACCAGGCCAUGCCAGCCACCACAUCCUCCCCCUUCCUCCUCCAACCAUUUCCCAUUCUGAACUUUUCUCAAAUGCAAGUGAAGUCCUGAUCUCCUUUGAAACCUGACCUUUUGAAGAAGGUCAAAGACAAGCAGAGAGGAAAAGAGACUGUUAGGCCUUCAGGGAAGGUGAAACUUGUACAAGGCUUAAUUAACCCACAUGUUGUACUGUACCUCCACACACACACACACACACACACACAGUCUCCUCAAAGCUCUGUGUCUGUUUCUGUCGGUGGCUGAGUCUGUAAGUCACUCUCUCCUCCUUAUCUAUCAGCCACUUCUUCCAGCAUAUUUCAUUGAAGUUGACAGGUUGGCUCACACAUGUCUCUCAACUCACCCUCAAAGCGUGGUUAAGUAAUUGGAUAAUGGACUUUUCCACUCAGCAUCAACUCAGUUAUGUUGCGGUCUGUGGCAGCAUGUCUGGGAGUAAACUUUGAGUGGGGACUGGGGAGUCUUUGUACCGCGGGGUUUGUAUGAAAAUUUUAUAGCUGCAUUUUUAGCAUAUUUGGGAACAUUUUUGUAACGUGUGAUUAUCAGUUUUUUAGGAGGGGAGCAGUUAUAAGACACAGUCACAGUUGUCUCUUAAGUUGAUGUGAAAAACAACUUUCAAUUCAGCAAACGUUUCAGUUUCGAUCAUAAUUUUAUUUUUCUGUGUGUAAGAGUUGAGAGAUAAUGUAGCUUCUGUCUUCUUUUCUGUUUGUGUGUCUUUCACACAAAUGUCCUUCACUUUGUAAUCUGACGAUGAUGUGUUUCAUCCACUGUUUGUAAUCUCUAUUGUAUAUUAUUGCUGUCCAAAUAUGUAGAGAUGAAAGAUUUUUAGAGCAGUAGAAACUUUUAUUUUUCACUCUUUGAACCAGCAACUAAGCCCGCCUGUAUAUUUUAACUGUUUAUUUUUCUCUUUAAUUGAAGUGAACUCUACAUUUAGGUGAAAUUGCCCUUUAUAUUAAAAGUGCUGCAUAUUGUGAGCAUAAAGGUUUUGAAUGAGGUAGAGUGACACAGUAACUCUUGUAAAGAGUUUUUCUUUUUUUUUGUAAGAAACCAACCAGUUCAACAUAACUUCUAUAUUGACAUUGCAUUUCUUGUAUUAUUUAUUCAUAUCAAUGAAAAGUUCUCAGUUUUUUUGAGUAAUGUUGAAGCAACAAAACUGCAGAUUAAAAAAAGUACUCUAUGUUUUUAACAGAUUGUGGCAACUCUGAAGAGAUUCUCUUUUGUACUUGAUAGGACAUUUCAUCCUAGAUAAUAAAGUAAUGUUUUUGACACCA